UAGUCUCAAAUCUCUAUCCAAGUUCUUAAAAAUAUAAUCAUAACUCAUAAGUACUUUUAAAAAAAAAUAGUCCAAAUUUGAGGAGCAUUAUAUUUUAUUUUAUUUUAUUUUAUAAACUCUAGAUAUAGAUGUAAUAUUCGAAACAAAACGGAGUAAAAUGAAAAAGAAGAUAAAUUAUAAAGAAAUAAAUAUUUCUCUCCCUCUGCUUCCUCCCGUUGCAUCCGAAACUCAACGCCGCCGUUCAAGUGUUUUGAGCUUACCCUGUCGGAGAAAUUUGUCCAAAAGAAACGGAGAGACAAGAGAAAAUCUUCCUCCUUCGCGUGGCAUAAGCGAAGUCUAUAAAAUGGUAUCACUGCGCGGAUAGAGGAUCGUGAAGAGUUUAGACUCAAAUGGAGCGAGAAAAACCGUGCGUAGCUGGAGGAUCGGAGAAGGAUGCUUCCGCUUGUUGGAGAGUCCUCGAAUUCUACAGCGGGAUCGGCGCAAUGAGGUACUCCUUGAUGCGGGCUGGUAUUCCAGGAUGCAUAGUGGAAGCUUUCGACAUCAACAACAUCGCCAACGACGUCUACGAGCACAACUUUGGCCAUCGCCCCUUCCAGGGAAACAUCCAAAUUUUGUCACCGAUUGAUUUAGACAAGUAUGAAGCACAUGCAUGGCUUCUCUCUCCUCCAUGCCAACCUUACACUAGACAAGGCUUGAAGAAAGACUCAACUGAUGCUAGAUCAUUUUCAUUCAUCAAGAUCCUUGAGAAUAUGCCACAUAUGAAGCAUCCUCCCCUAAUGCUAUUUGUGGAGAAUGUUGUCGGGUUUGAGACUUCAAAUACACACAGGCAUAUGAUGGAAGUGUUGGCAGGAAUUGGCUUUGUCACCCAAGAAUAUAUUUUGAGUCCAUUGCAAUUUGGAAUCCCAUACUCUAGACCUCGGUACUUUUGCCUGGCUAAAAGAGAACCUUUUGCUUUUAGGAAUCCGUGCUUCAAUAACUCAAUUCUUUGCACACCAUCUCCCUUCAUUUUAUCCGAGGAUGCUUACUCCACAAAUAAGCUUGAUGAAGCAAAUAUAAACCAUGAAAACUUUGAGUCUGUUUGUCAGCCUAUCAUGACCUUUCUGGAAACAGAUUUGUUUGCCCAAAAUCAACAAGAGUGCAUGAGAGAGGUUGUUGUUUCCAUGGUGGAGUCUGAAUAUGAUACUGAUCAAACACCAAGUACAACUAAACACUUGCAGACCACUGACAUUGAUAAAGUUUAUGAAGAGGCUGAAGAAGGUGAAACUUGCAUAAAUUCUUGGAACACAUAUUUUGUUCCACCAAGUUUGAUCGAAAGAUGGGGAAGUGCCAUGGAUAUCGUCUUCCCAGAGUCUAAGCGCUGUUGUUGUUUUACCAAGAGUUAUUUUCGUUAUGUAAAGGGCACUGGGUCCUUAUUGGCUACUUGUGGGCACACUAACUCAAGGCUUGAAGCAAUCUCCUUGAAAGACCUUGGACUUCGUUAUUUUACUCCUCGAGAGGUUGCUAAUUUUCAUUCUUUUCCUCUGGAUUUUCAAUUUCCAUCACAUGUAAACUUGAGGCAAAGGUACGCCUUGUUGGGAAACAGUAUGAGUGUUGCUGUCGUGGCUCCAUUACUCCAAUAUCUUUUCAGCGAACCUACAUAAUAUCAUCAAUGUGCACUUAUCCAGCACUUAUCCGCGCAAAAGAUGAAAAUCAUGCUUAGUCCUGUAUCAUCCAUCUCUUUAUUCACACUUUUUAGGUCUUGUUCUAAGUUUAUAAAUUGAAGAGUUGGUUUUUAAAUUUUUUCAAAUGCUUGUCGAAUUUUCUUUAGCUCGUUGGCCCUCCUGUACUAUUUGAAUGGUAUAGUAGGUGGUAUUGCAGCUGCCAUCUAGCACUUUCGGAUGUUCCUUCAUCUUCAAACAGUCAGUUUAUGGCCUCCAUGUAUUUAAGGGGGCAAUUGCAUCCUUUAAGAGAGACGCUAUAAACUUGCAAAAAUGGUGGUUUUUCAUUA
Messenger RNA from Zingiber officinale, 1987 nucleotides. Its product is annotated as tRNA (cytosine(38)-C(5))-methyltransferase 2-like. The transcript has 10 exons. Gene Ontology annotation, molecular function: methyltransferase activity. Bases 390 to 1640 code for a protein of 416 amino acids. The record is from RefSeq and is a predicted model, not a curated record. NCBI's taxonomy places the organism in Eukaryota, Viridiplantae, Streptophyta, Magnoliopsida, Zingiberales, Zingiberaceae.